Sarcophilus harrisii (Tasmanian devil) is the source of this 2533-nucleotide messenger RNA. RefSeq names its product Wnt family member 1 (gene WNT1). Bases 345 to 1454 code for a protein of 369 amino acids. Gene Ontology annotation, molecular function: cytokine activity; frizzled binding. Gene Ontology annotation, cellular component: extracellular region. Gene Ontology annotation, biological process: neuron differentiation; cell fate commitment; canonical Wnt signaling pathway. The record is from RefSeq and is a predicted model, not a curated record. The transcript is spliced from 4 exons. Lineage: Eukaryota; Metazoa; Chordata; Mammalia; Dasyuromorphia; Dasyuridae.
AGCUCCGCAAGCAGACAAGCCAGAGCCCCAUAAGGCCCGGAAGUCCAUUGUCUGAGCCCCUGUCCAGUUAGCCCCUCUGUAGAGGCCCGGCCCGGCCCGACCCUCAGGGAACCCUCCUUGUCGUCCCCAGAGCUAUAAUAAGUGGUGUUGAUGACCUAGGAGACUUCAGCUUGUCAGCCUUGUCCGGGACCUCGCUGAGCAGCUCUGCAAGCCAUGCUGCAAAUCUGGACCCGGGAUUUUUAGAUCAGAUUCGGGGAUACUGGGAACCCGGGGCCAACGCCGCCUGUCCUGCCCCGCCAUAGCGGGAAGCAGCAAGUCGCGUCCCGGCUGGCCACAGAUUGGUGAUGGGGACCGAGACUCUACUUUUGAGCUGGGGAGCCGCCACACUGCUGGCGCUAGCGGCUAUGCCUGGAGUUCUGGCCGCCAACAGCAGCGGCAGAUGGUGGGGCAUAGUGAACGUGGCGUCCUCCACCAACCUACUGACCGAUUCAAAGAGCUUGCAAUUGGUGCUGGAACCGAGUCUGCAGUUGCUUAGCCGCAAACAGCGGCGGCUAAUUCGUCAAAACCCGGGGAUCUUGCACAGCGUGAGCGGCGGUUUGCAGAGCGCUGUGAGGGAGUGCAAGUGGCAGUUUCGGAAUCGACGCUGGAACUGCCCCACAGCUUCAGGACCCCACGUUUUCGGCAAGAUAGUCAACCGAGGAUGCCGAGAGACUGCUUUUAUUUUCGCCAUCACAUCUGCUGGGGUGACACACUCUGUUGCUCGCUCCUGUUCCGAGGGUUCCAUAGAAUCUUGUACGUGCGACUACCGGCGACGUGGCCCGGGAGGUCCGGACUGGCACUGGGGCGGCUGCAGUGACAACAUCGACUUCGGUCGCCUCUUUGGCAGAGAAUUUGUGGACUCUGGGGAGAAGGGGAGGGACCUGCGUUUCCUCAUGAAUCUUCACAACAACGAGGCGGGGCGCACAACUGUGUUCUCGGAGAUGCGCCAGGAGUGCAAGUGCCACGGGAUGUCGGGCUCUUGCACGGUGCGCACUUGCUGGAUGCGAUUGCCCACGCUGCGCGCGGUGGGUGACGUGCUGCGGGACCGCUUUGACGGCGCCUCGCGCGUGCUCUACGGCAACAGGGGCAGUAACCGCGCCUCCCGCGCGGAGCUGCUGCGCUUAGAGCCAGAAGAUCCUGCCCACAAGCCGCCCUCUCCUCACGACCUCGUUUACUUCGAGAAGUCACCCAACUUCUGCACCUACAGCGGGCGCACGGGCACGGCGGGCACGGCGGGACGCGCCUGCAACAGCUCCUCCCCGGCCCUGGACGGCUGCGAGCUCCUGUGCUGCGGGCGCGGCCACCGCACGCGCACGCAGCGCGUCACCGAGCGCUGCAACUGCACCUUCCACUGGUGCUGCCAUGUCAGCUGCCGCAACUGCACCCACACGCGGGUGCUGCACGAGUGCCUGUGAGGGAGAGGCCCGCCUGCCUCGAGGAAAGUGGCCUUCCGGACGCUGGCCCUGCAGGGGCCACCCCCUCCCCCCCGGGAAUGCCGGGGGGCGCCCGCGGCAGAAACCCCUCUCCGCGUCUCCCGGGGGCCGCUCUGCCCCUUCCCUUCUCCACAGUCACCUGUUCACACACACACCCCCUCUCCACCCACUCCGUCCUUCCCGGCUCAGUUACGGGAACACAAAAUCCUUUAGGAUGAACCCUUAACCCACAAUCCCAUGAUGACGGGUGUACUCUCCUAGCUAUUUCUCCUAGAGCUUACCCUAGUGGAAAUACUCUUCAGCACUGCUCCCUCCCCUUCUGUGAAGUCCUCCUUUAGCCCCCUCAGUCCCAGCACAGAACAAGAGAUGAUUUCAAUUCUUGAGGUUAGAGAAAGAAACCCACUACCUUUGAUAGUGAUCCUCUAUAUUCUCUUCCCCCCUUUAAUAUUCCUUUUUUCCUUGCAUCAUUCCCUCGGUCUUCUGCUUUUUCACGCGCCUCUACUUUCCUGGAUUGUGAGGAGGCUCCAGGAACUAGAAAGCUAAGCAGGCACUGAGACCUAGGAUCCAGCCUCAGGCAUCAAAGCAUGGGCAGUGCCCACCUCUCUCCUUACCUACAGCAGGGACACAAGAAUUCUAGGGGAGAAAAGCAGCUGUGAUGAGGUGUCUAAUGGAUUUAGGGAGACCCAAAUGAGGUCACCCUCUACUCAGUCUCUGCAAUGACUGACUAUGUCCCCACUCUCACCCUCUCCCAUCCUCCUCCUUAGUCAGUGUGUAAAUAAUUUGCACUGAACUGUGGAUACAAAGCCGAGGAUUUGGUUCUUGUAAAUAAACCUAUUUAUUGUGCUAGGUCCCAGCCUGAUCCACAGAACUACCCCUACCUCCAGACUCAAUCUCACUCCUCCACUCGCCCUUUUGCCCUUCCCUGUUCCUUCUCGCCUUUCUUCUUUAUGUCUUUUCAAAGAUAUCUUUGGCCACAGAAACCAACAUUUCUCUUUUUGUAUAACCAUUGUCAGUUCCUAUGUCCCUUGUAGUAUAUGUUCCUUUGCAGAAUAAAAUUUCUA